Naegleria gruberi is the source of this 1530-nucleotide messenger RNA. RefSeq lists its product as uncharacterized. The transcript has a single exon. The coding region runs from base 1 to 1530 and encodes 509 amino acids. Lineage: Eukaryota; Heterolobosea; Eutetramitea; Acrasida; Naegleriidae. The record is from RefSeq and is a predicted model, not a curated record.
AUGUCUCAACAAGAGAACCUUGAAGAAAUCAUUUUACCAAGUUCCCUACCGUUUAUUAAAUCUAUCAACCAACCCUUGAAAAAAUACUUGAAUGAAGAGGAAACCCUGCGAUCAGCAAGUCAAAUUCUCUCAUUGAUCAACUUUUCGGAAUGUGCAAACCAAACUCUCCAACAAGAGGAUGUUGAGAGUAUUUGUGCUCUAUUGGAUAUUAUUAAAAACAUUUUGGAUGUAACUGGAAAGGAUAUGGUUGCUAACAAAUUACUAACUUCAAAUACUAUUUCGGAAUUGAUUUCCACUAUGUUUAAAUUUCUAAUUGACAUUCAUUACACAACAGUUUUAGAGGAGAGUGUUCUGAGUGCUUUAUUAGAAAGCCAAGAGUUUUUAUUAUCAAACUUUCCAUCUACUUUUGAGAAUUUCAUUGGUGACAUUACCAAUGUUAUUCCUCAACUUUGCCAAAUUUAUUUAUCAUUCUUUCCAAAUAAUGGAUCUAAAGAAUGCCUCACUGAAACAGCAUCUAUCAUGUUCUUACCUAAUAUCUGCAAAUUUACUGUUCUUCACAUUCAUUCAGCAGAUCAAUGUAUAGUUAUUCAAAAAUAUGCCACUAAUAUUUUAAAAACCCUAGUCGGUAGACACCCAAUUAUUGCUCAACACCGAAAUGUUUUCAAUAAUAUUUGUAACCAAAUUAGAUAUUCGAGUAAUGAAAUCAAAUUACUUUCUAUGGAAAUAGUAACACUGAUUUCUUCCACACAAUCAUUUGAUCCAACAAUUCACAAAAAUCUUAUCAAUUUAAUUAUCACCUUAUUGAAUGGUUAUUAUGGGAUGUUUCCAUCGUAUAGAACAUUGGAGUUUGAUGAUUUAUUUGCUGAUUUGUUAAAUUCUACAAUGGACGAAAUGAUUUUAAUCCUUUCCUAUUUUGGGAUUGAAAGGAUAGAAAUGAUUAACACUAUUACUAGUUAUUUAUACUGGAAUAUUAGCAAUUCUAAAAGUGAAAAAUUUAAAAAACAAAUCAUUAACAUACUAUGUGUAUUCAUCGAUAAGUACAGUAUGACAGACUUGGAAUUAGUUCUAAAAGGUAUUGAAGCUAUCAAAGAAUGUUUUCAAAAUCACAUUUUCCCAAAUAAUGAGGAUUUUAUUGAUCUAAUUAAGAAAUAUCUGUCAAUUCACUACUCUUCGAACGCAACCAAAAGAAAAGAGUCUCAAACAGAUUCUCAAGGCAGUAAGAGAAGAAAAAUAGAAGAGGGAGAUUUUAAUGAGGAUAUUAAUUCGAGUUUUAAUUCAGCUGAAUUCCCUUCACAUGAAUUUGGUAACAAUUUUUAUCUUAUCGAUUCAGAGUAUGGACAAAUACUUUUUGAAACAUUACAAAAAUAUGUAUCAAAAUGCUCUGAAAACGAUGCUGAUAUGACAGAAAUGUAUAUUUUAUUAAUGGCCCUUUGUCCUUUUGGGCCAGUAAAGGAUAGUUUGGCUCUUAUUGACCUCAUUCACUCAUUGAUUGAUUAUACCAAAAAUUGUACUGAAGUAAGUUCUCAUUAG